GUCUCUUGAGUUUUCUCAGACUUAAUCUCUCCAGCUCAGGAUUCUGUUUUGGGCCCAAUUCAUACACUGUUCCUGGAAACUUGUAUUAAGGUGGUCUUUUGAAUAAUCUGAAACAAGGGACAGGCUAUGGACACCUGUGUGUUCAUUCCUGAACUCGACAUCCAAAAUGGCACAGUCAGACAUAUAAUUUCCUUUGCUGAAGUAACCACCUCUUGACACCACACCCUCUCCCUCACCUUGAAAAUACCAGGGAACACAGACUUGUCCUCUCUGCCGAGAUUAGUGUAAAAACAAAAAUAUUCCAGUUUUUAUUACUGAACUGGAUUUAGGGCAAGAUGCCUUUGAAUCUUUGGCUUUUGACCCUCUGGACUUCUUGGCGGGAGAAAGUCCCCUCACCCGACUUCUGCCUUCAAUCAGCUCACGGUCACCCCUCCAAAACGUCCCACCUUACUGGCCAAAUAUCAUAUGGAAAAUAAUCCAGGCCCUUCCCUAUCCCCGUGAGAGGAUUUUUGUCUCCAGCCUCAAGCACCAGCAUCGCGAAACCACCUGGGACCCCCCCACCCCCGACCACAAAAUGGUGCCCACGCCGUGAGGGGGCAGCGGCCAUGUUGGGGCUGAGGGGCCCGGCGCCGCAAUUCCCGGCUGGUGCCAGCGGGUCACCCUUCCAGAAUCAGCCGGCGGCUCGGGAUGGCCCCUUCCCGCGGGGGAGCAGGCGGGAGGAGCUUGGCGGCUCUCCCCAGGGCGGGCUGGGUCGGCAGCAGCGCCCCGCGGAGCUGGGAGCCCCGGCAGCGCGGUGUCCCCGCAGCGCUGAGGGGACGGAGCUGCCCGGGCGUCCCUCACGGGCGGGAGGCGGGAAAGCGACGGGGCCCGGCCCGCCUGAGGGGAGGCGGCUCCUGGCGGGGCCUCGGGGCUCCCGUGCCUGCCAUGGCGCGGCUGGGGGGUUUUUCUCCUCCCUUCGCGUUUCUGGCCCCUCAGGGUCGGACUCUGGAACCAAGGGCUCCGAUUUUCUCCUCGGUGUGCCCACAGGAAGCAUCCCCGGGGUGGCUGUGUCAGGUGCUGUUCCAAUGAACAUGAAUAUCCAGGAAUUAAGAGAACAAGCAAGAAUCCCAAAUUUGGUGCAUCCACAUCAAGUCUGUCACAGGGAAUCCACAGUUUGUCAGCUCUGCUCCCAGCUGGGAGAAGUGAAGAGGAUCUAUGAAAACAAGGUAGAAAACCUUGAGAAGCAGUUGCACCUAGCUCAUUCUGAGACAGCUCAGACAGACCAGGCACAACAUAGCCAGGAACCUGGAAAUCCAAAUGACCAGAUUCAUCAACUGUUGGUAAAAACAAGUGAAAAAGAGACAGAGCUAAGCCUAGAAAAAGAGCGAAACAAGCAAUUUUGGAAUCAGAACACCCAGAACAGCAUCACCAUGGAGCAGCUCAGGAGGCAGCUGGACAACAGAAACAUGCAGCUGCAGAGCAUGGAAAAGGCACUGAAGGAAAAGAGGAUGGAGUGUCGCAGACAAAUGGAGUGUCAGAUGGCUGCAAUUGAGGGAAAAAAUGAAAGCAUUGGAAGAAUCUCCUCUCUGACUGUGCAGCUGGAGAUGACCAAGGAAGCACUGCGUAAAGUCAUGGAGUGUCUGGCAGCCAAACAGAGGGAUUUGGAGGCUGCUGAGCAAACAGGCUCAGAUCUGGUGGCUUGUCUGCAGGAGAAGGAAAGAGUCCUUGGGGCUAGCAGGCAGGAAAUCAGCGAGCUCCUUGGCAGCAGGAUGCAGGAGCUCCAGCACGCGAGGAGUGAAGAGGGCUGCUUACACAAGGUGCAGUCGGAGCUCAAGGCGCUGAAACUGUGCGUAUUGGAGAAGGAAAGGAUGGUGGAGAUCUCCCAAAAGCAAAUUGAUAACAUGACCCAGAUCAUGGGCCAGCACGGCCGAACUGCUGGAGCAAUGGAAGUGGAGAAAUUCCAGCUGAAAAAAGAAAUAAAUGGCUGGAAACUCAAAGCAGAAGAGCUUAAGAGUGCAAAGGAUGAGAAAGAAGCCAGGAUACGUGAAAUGGAGGCCAGGCUGAGCGAGCUGGAAAAGGUUCAGCUGGUUAGCACAUGCACCGAGAGGCUCCAGGCACUGAAUGAUGCAAAACUGGAAAAAGAUGAGCUCCUGCAGGAACUCCAGGCUGGCCUGAGGCAGCUAGCUGGCCUUGCAGAGGCAUUUGAAGAUUUGAAGAGGAAUUAUCAGGGUGAAGUAAAGGAAAUGGAAAAUACUGCAAACAGACUGAAAAUGCAGUUGAAGUCAGCCCAAGCUGAACUGAAACAGGCCAGGACUGCUCUAAAGACUACAGAGGGACCUGAUGGCAAUGCUCUGGAAGCUGCAGCAAGAAUGCAGAAGCAGAUCACAGGCAAGAGAGGACAGAUAGAUGCACUACAGAGCAAGAUGAAAUUCUUGGAAGAGGCAAUGGCAAACGUAGCUAAGGAGAAGCAUUACCUCAGAGAAGAAAAUAGUAAACUAAGUCAGAAACUGAGCUGUAUUAGAGCAGAAAAUAUCAGGAUUGCUGGGGACCUGGAGAUCCUAAGAUCACAAGACAAACAGCUGAAAGAAAAACUACCCAAGAUGGGUAGUUUUGAUAAGGCAUCCCUGCAGUUUGCAGAGUGCCAGUGCAUCAUCCAGUGCCAGGAGCAGGAAGCCAUACGCUGCAGGCUGCAGCACACCUUGGAUGUGAGAGAGCUGCAGGGCCCAGGCUACUCCUCAGCUUCUGCUUCAGGGAAGCUGCAGCACGCUGUGCCUCAGUCCCAUCUCCUCUCUGCUGUCUGGCCACAUGCCCUGUACCUGCCCAGCUCUGCCCCUCAGAAGCCUACCAAGCUGGACAUUUUGAAGGAAAAACCACUGCAGAAUCUGAAGAGGAUUCUUCAAGAAUUAACAAGCUCAGACAGUGAAGUUCCCUCCGUGGAUCUCAGCAGCCACGGUGGGAGAAAAUCCCCUUUAACAACCAUGAGGAAUGCAGCGGGUCCUUCCUGCUCACAUCCCGCAGAUCUUCAGUCCCGGGAUGGUUCCCUGCUCCUUACAUCCCUUGGAAAGGCAUCCAUCUGCUCGGCAGCACCUCGGUGCACAUCCUCCCCCAAGCAGGUCCCUUGGGAGGGCAGACACAGAGCCAGAUCUCCAGUACACCUGCUCUUAACUACCCCUCCUGAUGAGCUUUCAGCUGGCCCUGCUGCUUCACCUGAGCACAGCCCAGCCCCAGGGAACCUUGGCUCUCCACAGGGAGCAGCCACAGCCCCAGGAAUAGGUUCUGUUCAAGCAGAAGGUUUUUUCUGUGAUAAAAGAAUUCCCAUGGAAACUAGUGAGCCCACACCAAAGAGGCUACAGAGCAAGAUGGAAAGCCUGCAAAACCUGGUGGAAUCAUUGCACAUAAAGAACCAAGCCACAUCUCCAAUGAUCAGAACUCAGGAGGUGAAGACAAAGAAACCCAAGGAAAAGGAGAGAAAGCUAUUCAAGUGAAGGCACUGUAUGCAUUAGUGAUCGCUUUCAUGUGGAUGGCACAGGAGGACUGUUAGGCCAAGCUUGCCCACAGCAAGGACACCACAGAUGGCAACCAACCCCCGGGAGAGAAAACCUAACAGCAGGCUAAUACCUGGAGAGACUCCAAAGGUUGUUCCUGAUGUAUCAUUACUUUGGAGAGCAGUGUUCUGUGAACGAGGCUCCGUUGCACCAUUGUUUGCUCAGCAAGUGGGAGAGCAUUGGAAAAACAGGAGAGUAUUUGGAAAAGCCACACGUGACUUUGCAGAAUUCCCAGCUGGCUGGCCCAAGAUCAGGAGCCUCAAGCCUGACACCUUUCCACGUUUCAGAACCAAAACAGGAGGACUCCCAAGGAGCCGAGCACCUGGUGUUGCACAAACUGAAGGAGCCACAUCACAACCUCAGCAAAUCUGGCUUUUUACGUUUAUUAAAGAUAUUCCCAGUGCAUGGGACAGGACAAUUUCACCGUGCCCAUGCUCUCCAGAAUGUGGGCCUUGUCUGCCUCUUCUCUCAGUAACAUCACCACGGUGCUGCAAAGGGAAGAUGUGCCCCUGCUUGUUUCAGGGAACCGUAACUAGGACACACGAUUGUGCCCCGAGCCAGCAGUGCACCCACUGCAUUCCCAGGCUGCACUCCAGAGGUGGAGCCACUCCUCACAGGAGUGUUUGCAGUGUAUCAUGGCUUCUUCCUAGGCUUCCAAAAGUUGAAAUGUCUUGCCAAAAUAAAGAAAAUAAUUCACUCUGAGAAUCUAGAAAACCUGUGUGGAGAAACAAUGGGCUUCUUUGCAUCACAUGAGUAGGUUUUUAUGGAAAAAAUCCAAAAAGUUGAAUUAAUCAAACCCAAAAUUCUGUAGGAAUCUUUACUUGAUCUAUAAAUAUCUGUGCAAGGUUCAGCUACAAUAUUUUACAGUGGGAGGGAAGGUUUAUGGUUUCAGAGACAGAAUUCCUGCGAAGAGUCUUUCUAAGG
Messenger RNA from Vidua chalybeata, 4448 nucleotides. It is a transcript of the gene CCDC158, whose product is annotated as coiled-coil domain containing 158. Lineage: Eukaryota; Metazoa; Chordata; Aves; Passeriformes; Viduidae. The record is from RefSeq and is a predicted model, not a curated record.